Molecule: messenger RNA, 1089 nt
Organism: Helobdella robusta
Lineage: Eukaryota; Metazoa; Annelida; Clitellata; Rhynchobdellida; Glossiphoniidae
Exons: 10
Coding region: 1-1089 (362 amino acids)
Biological process (GO): RNA processing
Cellular component (GO): nucleus
Molecular function (GO): RNA-3'-phosphate cyclase activity
Source: RefSeq, a predicted model, not a curated record
AUGCUGCCAGCAGAAAGCUUAUCCCCAAUCCUAAUAAAAUACUUAAUAAUUGAACAGGGUGGUCAGUUACUACGAAAUUCUACUUCACUCAGUUGCAUCAUGAACAAACCCGUCACUGUUGAAAACAUCAGAGCCAAACGAGAUAAGCCUGGACUUCGAGCUCAGCACCUAUGCGGUCUGACAUUGUUGAAGGAGAUCUCAAAUGGCCAGUUGAUCGGGGGCUGGAUAAGCUCGACUAAAGUGUCUUUCAUUCCAAGAACAAUUGAAGGAGGUGAACAUGUUGUCAACACACAAACUGCCGGAAGUGUGUGUCUUCUCAUCCAAUCAGCCCUGCCCUGUUUGCUGCUAGCCAAUAAGAGCAGUCGAUUAGUGUUGAAAGGCGGCACUAAUGCUUCCAUGGCUCCUCCUUUUGAAUAUUUUGUUGAUGUUCUCAGGCCGAUGCUUCGAAAGAUGGGAAUCAACUUUGAAUGCCAACUUGUCAGAAGAGGUUUCUACCCCAGAGGAGGCGGUGAAGUUGUUCUAACAUGCAACCCUAUUAAAAAAAUUCAGCCAAUCAUCUUGCAGGAGAAGGGCUCGAUCUUCGACAUAUCUGGCUUGGCAUAUGUAGCCGGUUCUCUACCUGACAAGAUAGCGGUUGAGAUGAAGGCUCUUGCAGAAUUUGAUUUGAAAUUAAAAUAUCCACACAUCAAGGUCAAGGUCGAAUUCUUGCACGAUAAGCAAUGUAAUGGCAAUGGUAGUGGCAUUAUCCUGGUGGCUCGGACGAUGGACAACAUCACGUUUGGCGCGUCUGCACUCGGCGAGAAAGAUAAGCCUGCGGAACUGGUUGCCAAGGAAGCAGUGAAUGAACUUCUGGAAGUUCUACAAUCGAAGUCAUGUGUCGACAAAUAUAUGCAGGAUCAGCUGAUCAUCUUCAUGGCCCUGGCAGACGGCAGAUCAGUAAUGAGGACCUCCGAGCCAACACUGCACACGAGGACCGCAAUGGACGUCAUCGAACGCAUGACCAACGCAAAAUUCACAGUGGAUCAGAUUUCAGAAAAGGAAUGGAUCAUAACAUGCGAUGGCAUCUCUUACACCAACAACAGCAUUUGA